Messenger RNA from Ornithodoros turicata, 1234 nucleotides. RefSeq names its product thiamine-triphosphatase-like. The record is from RefSeq and is a predicted model, not a curated record. NCBI's taxonomy places the organism in Eukaryota, Metazoa, Arthropoda, Arachnida, Ixodida, Argasidae. The transcript has 4 exons. Gene Ontology annotation, molecular function: thiamine triphosphate phosphatase activity; magnesium ion binding. The coding region runs from base 342 to 1016 and encodes 224 amino acids. Gene Ontology annotation, biological process: dephosphorylation; thiamine diphosphate metabolic process.
GCGUCUGUAGACCAGAUGGAGACUUGACGCAGGCGACGACAACACGUCGAUCGCCGCGACACGCUGCAGCCCUGUCGGAGGACACGACGCCAGUCCGUGGCGGUACACACGUGCUCCAGCGGGAGGAAGCCGGAGGGUCGCUAACGCUGCGCCUGUAUACGGCGCUCGCUCGUGGUGCCGUGCAGGCAGCAUAGGAGCAUCCUUGCUUUGUGAUGCCGGAACACCUCAAGUUUACUACGUCAGCUAUUGUAGAAGUGGAGUACCCUGAAGAAACGUGUGCUCAGGCAUAUGCCUACCGCCGACUGUCAGUUGCGUAAGAUCUCACCGCAAUCCCAUCCAAGAUGGCAUCCGAGAUGAGUGAAAGCACAGAAGUGGAGCGCAAGUUUAUUGUGCCAGCUGACAUACACGUUCGCUUAGAAAACGUCGGUGCUAUUCCUAUUAGCGAAAAGGAAUUUACGGAUGUGUACUACGACACCCUUGAUCACACUCUCUGUAAGAGAGACCACUGGUUGAGGAAACGAAGCGAAUAUGAUCGCUGGGAGCUCAAGUACCGGCGAAUGGGUGACGUGGUGUUACAGCACCACGCGCGAGCGUACCGAGAAGUAAAUGCGGAGAAAUACAUAUUGGCCAUAUUGACAGCGCUGCCAAUGAGAGAUAUCAAGGAUGACGUUACAGCGCUUCAUGAGCUCGUUUGCAACGGCAUCCUACAUGUCUUGGCGUACAUCAAAACCCGUAGGAGGACGUACAAGACAUCUGGGCGAGCAACUGUCGUCGUGGAUGAGAUGGACACUGGGUUCUCUGUGGGGGAGAUUGAAGUCCUGGUUCCCAGUGGACGAAACGAUGAAACCGAGAAAGCCACGGAAGAGAUCAAUCGGCUUCUCUCAUUGUUGGGUCUGGUCCAAACGACUGCGGCGGAAGGCAAAGUAGAAUGGUACCUAAGACAUCACAAGCCAACCCUUUAUCGGACCCUGGUGAAGUUGCACGUCUUACCCGAACGAAGCAGAGAAGACGCAUAGAGCACUUGCGUGCAUCUGCUUGUCUUGACUGAAGUCAACGCAUAUCUCUCAUUCUAUAAUCAAUGUUACCCUAACUGCUUUUGAAUACUGCACGGCGUGCGAUUCACCCAACAGUACCUCGUCCUUCCGUACUCCUACUGCGGCAUUGUGACCGAGUGCGAAACUUCCUAUAACACUUGUAGACAUAUUUUUGGAGUAAAAUAAAGCUAUGGUGAUGC